This is a messenger RNA of Spizellomyces punctatus DAOM BR117, 669 nucleotides long. RefSeq lists its product as uncharacterized. Bases 1 to 669 code for a protein of 222 amino acids. The transcript has 2 exons. The record is from RefSeq and is a predicted model, not a curated record. NCBI's taxonomy places the organism in Eukaryota, Fungi, Chytridiomycota, Chytridiomycetes, Spizellomycetales, Spizellomycetaceae.
AUGCCUGACAUUACAGAUGAAGAACAAAGUUUGAAUGAUGAUGAUGAAACUAAUGACGAUGAUCAUCAAGACUAUGUUCAAGAACUUGUAAACAAAUAUGCCGGGCCCGGAGCGGCCAAUCCCGGCAGGGAUGCCGGCGCAGAGCCUAAUACCGGAGAGGUCAAUGCCAGCGCUCCCAAAAAACAAACUGCAUCAGAGAAGCAGCGAGCACAUUUAGAAAAAUCCCGAGAAAAGGCUCUUCAGGUUAGACGAGAACUCGCCGCCAAGAGAAAAGAAGAGAGAGAACUAGAAAAGAAGAGAAAAGAGGAGGAGAGGAUUCUUGCUAAGGCCGAGGCUCUUAGGGUGGAACAGGAAAAACGUGUCGAGGCUAGGCUCCGCGCUGAGGAGGACUUACAAAAUACUUCAUAUAAAGAAGAUGAUUCUUCAGAUGAUUAUGAGGAAGUUGUCAAAGUCAUCAAGAAAAAGAGAAAUCGCCCCGUUCACCACACUCGCGCAGAUGUAGUCCGUUUUAAAAAUGGACAUGAGUAUGUCGGGCACGGAGUGGCCAAUCCCGGCAGGGAUCCCGGCACAGAGCCAUAUGCCGGCAGGCAUGCCGGGCACGGAGUGGCCUAUCCCGGCAGGGAUAUCAUGCAUACCAAACCACCAUCGAUCUUUGAUGACAUUGUAUAG